GAUUCCGAGUCAGAGUCCUGCCGCCUGACAAUCACGUACACUGACGGGGAUGAGAAGUUGCAGCAGUGUUCAGAGGAUUUACUGCGCGCUACACCGCAGCCGGAUACCCAUGCUCUUUGUUUGAUAUGACCUCGGACUGUGAAAGUUACUACAGUAAAGAAAACGUGCUCGUGGAGGGCUUCACGUGUCCAAAGGCGGACAGUGACAGCACGGCACUUUUCUGCUGCGGGUUCAGUGACUUGAAGUACUGUUGUGAUGAUCCCAACAGCUUUUUUCCUUACGAGUAUGGAUACAUGUGGUGGUUAAGGUAAGCGAAGAAAACAGCAGAGCAUUCAAUCUGCUGCGUAUUUUCUUAAAACCAUCAGGACCGGCUUCUGUGAGGUGAAUGCAGUUGUUCCUAUUUUAAUGCAUGCUGUAUUAUCUGCAAAGCGUGCCUCACUGGGUAAGUUUUCUCCUGCUGCAGUGACUAACUCUGUUUUAAGCAAUUUGCAUGCUAAAGCAUCUGAAGCCAUUUGAGUUUCAAGGGCCACUUGUGAGUUAAGAGAUGUGAUUUACUGUUUGUGUAGGAGUAUCGUCACCCUCUUGAUAUUUAGCUGUCUCUCCAGUCAAGCUACUUGGCUCAUGAGCUGGGAGCCAAAGAUCAAUUAGGACGGCUUUUUAAUGAGAGUACACUUCAUCUUCAGAGAGCCAGUGAGGACCUUGUAUGUUGCUAGCUUGCCUUGCUUCAUAAAUCAUGUUUUAGUAGAUUACUGUCAGAUAUGACAGAAAAAUAAGGAGCUCAGGAGAUUCUCUGCUAACAGGCAUAGGGAUAAUUUAUACAUGCACCAUUUAUUCAUGUAUAAUUUUCUAUAACACUCCCUCCUCAUUUCCACUUGCGUGGCAGGGAUUCAUAAAUAUAUCAUUCUUCUUAUUAUUAUUAUUACUACUACGAGUAAGGAAGUGCAUUUCUUUUCAGAUGGAGAGAAACCUGAUAGAAAUUUCCCAUGUUCAAAUGGAUAGGCUAAUUUUGUCUGAUAACUCUAGCUGUAUUUCAUAUAAAAGUGAUAUUUGCAUGCUUAUUUGAAAUACAAUUUUUAGCAUCAUAACAUCACCCAGAUUCAGAAUGUGUCAAAAAAUAGAUUUAAACAGACUCUUGACAAAUACAUCUUUAUCAAGGCAAAGAAGUCCAGAAAACCAUAAGAAAUGGUCUUUGGAAUAUUGUUCACAUAUAGAUUAACAAGAUACAACAAAAGUAUCUCCUCGGGUUCCAGCAGAAUCAGAGACACAGGAGAUGAAAGCUAUACAAAAGAGGCUCUUGAAAAAGUAAUAGUUGAAAUCAGUAUCAAAUAAACAAAGUCAGAAAAUCAAAGCAUCUUCUGGGAAAAAGGCAAAUCAACUUUCGAAAAGGCAGUGGGGUAAUGAGGCAGACAGUAAUAUUUAAUACAAACAGAACUGGUACAACAAGAGGUAAGGAAACUAGUUGGAAAGAGCAGAUGGUAACAAGCAGGCAAGGUAGAGGACACAUCAGCUUCGAUAGUGCUUUUUUUUUUUUUUUUCUUAGGAAAAAACACCCGACAGGAUCGUGUAAUAAAUGCAAUGAAGCAGAAACAGUUGACCAAAUACUAUUAUCAUGCAUGUUUGCAUUAUAUAAAUUUGUUAUCAAGUAACAGAUAAACCAUUGGAACAAAAAAAAAGACUACCAGAUUUGAGAAAUGGGAAUUACUGAAGGGAAGCAUGUGAAUACUUGGUUAACUAAAGGUAAAAGGACUUGACUUAAGACUUGAGUCAGACCGUGUGGUGUAGGGAACUGUCAAUUUUGGCCAAAAAUAAAAUCCGAUUUUUUUUCUCUGAAAACUCUAUUUUCAAUUUUUAUUUUCUAUUCAGUGACAACACCAAACUUUACUUUAAAAAUGAAAAGUUUUUCUAUCAUCUCUCAAAACCAAACCACUGAAAUCAACGUGGUGCGUGUGCAAAGGCAGUAAGUGGUGCUGUAACAGUGCCCAGGAAAUGCACUUACGACAGAAGAAGAGUACGGAGCAUGAGCAUAAAGGUUUUUUCGGCCGGACACGCACAGGAGCCACAAAAGAGUUAUGUUGUGUGUCACAUGAUCGUUUGGAGAGAUGCAGAUAGGCAUGCACAAGGAGAUAAAAUGGUAGUCAUUUACAGAUUCAUGCACUCCGUUUUCAAAAAGUACCAUUUACAGUCACCCGAAAUGUGGAUUCCGUGUGGAUGAAAUGCCAAUAUGACAAAAUCUUUGGCAUUUACUUCUAAAUUCGUUUCUGUGUGGACGGGUGGAUACCACCUUCAGACAGACUUUGCAGAGGGAGGUGGAUUGCUCUUCUUCCAAAACUGUGAAGCCGUACCAAUUCCACAUGACUGACUUGCUCUUGCCCUAUUUAGCCAUGAAACUAUCACCUUUUUUUGCAAAUGCAUGUUUGUUUACACUGGUGUAUGUGGGAACUGGGCACUCUUGCAGGAAGGGUGAGCCUAUGGUGGCCUGGAGGCGCAAGACAUAUAGACAUACUUGCCAACACUCACAUUUUUCUUUUUCUCCCGUAUUUCAGACCUAUCUCCCGCCCACGUCCCGUAUUGUCAUUUCUCCAAGGAAUCUCCUGUAGUUUGAUGGUCCACGUUCAUUCAUCAAUUGGAUCACUAUAUUUGUCCAAAGUUGCCAGGUUUCCAGACAACUGAAGAUUGUCCUGUGUUUCUGCUGAGCCUCACAGACACUGGAUUGAUACUUUUACUUUACAGUUUGGGAUGAUUCAGGUCAGUUUAAGUUGUAAACUAUAUUUAAUCAGUGUUUGUUGCAAAAUGAACACUUCGAUGAAAGGGAAACAAACACAAGAUAUAAUAUUUGCAUUGACAGUCCUUCACCAUCAACAAGUGAUGCGUUCAGGGCAGCCUCAGAUAAAAGAGUGCUGUAUUGCAUGCACAGAUGUUCAGAGAGCCUCAUACGGGAGAGCAUGUAAAACAUAUGAGGACUUUAACACCAUGUAUUAGUGGACUAAAUAAGUUCAAGGUAUAUCUUAGCUAUUAUUUUUUUUAUUACCAUUUGUUAUUGUUGAAACAAAACAAAAAGUGUGCAGCUUUAUUUGUACUUAUUUGGAUGAGCAAUCUCGUUACAAAUACUCUCAUAAUUAGCUUACAUCCACCGUACAAGGUAACCCCAAAACUGCCCGGCGCGCGCUGCAAAAGUCUCGCGGAUUUUAUAACACAAAUGUUGGCAGGUAUGGAUAUAGAGGAUUUGAGGAUUUUGAUUUUCUUUUUUAGAAACGACAUAAUUAAAUAAUCUGAUUACAAUUUAUAAUCAAUUAAUCGUGCAGCCCUACCUUCGUGUACUCAAGGGGCAUCCAGGGACUAGAGAGCUUUCAUAAAUAAGCCCAAUGGGUAUUAUGGAGGUACCCAAUGUGAUGGAAUGGAGUUUCGCCCUCCAUAUAUAUAUAUGCAAGUGGAAAUAAGGGGUAAGUUUAAAAGGCAGAUCAAAGAUGUUUUCUUUUUACUUGUAACCCUGAAAUUUGAGUACUAUCCUCUUUUAAGGUAAAAUGGCUCCAGGAUUUUCUAACUUAUUAUUUUUAGUAUGCAAACCAACUCAUAUCUAAUGGUAUGGAAUUUGGCUGUUCAAGGCUAUUCAUGCUUUUGCAAAUUUUUAUUAAGUUGACAUGCAUUCCACCACAAUGAAUAAUAAACUCUGACCACUGUAAUCUUUUGUAGCCUUAAAAUGGGAAAGCUUUUAUGGUCAGGUUUAAAAGUUUUCUUUUAUAUUUCCUCACGUAGCAUGCAGCUAGUAUUCAGUUAUGAGAUAUCUGUCGAUAGAAGUGGAGAGUGCUGCACUGGGUCAACAAAUUGGAAAAAGGUUGUGAAGUAAGGUGCUUCUCAAGGGAAAGGUACAGAAGGUCAAAUUACAAAAUGAACAAGAAUUGACUGUCAGUAGUUUUUUCUUGCAUUGUUCAAGGUGAAGACUGGCAGCCCAGACUGAAAAUCUGAGGCCCUCUGAUUCAGUCUAAAAUGCUCUAAUGAACAGGACUGUAUUUUACUCAGAUGUGUCUUCAUCAAAACACAGUGAUCAUGAUUGUGAUGAAGACUCAGUGGGUGGACACAUCCCUGUUUAUUAAAGGAUUUCUAUACCAAAUCAGAAUGCUUCAUAUUUUGAGUCUGGGCUGCCAUGAGUGUUUGUCCUGAGAUUUUAUUUUCCACAUCAUACAGUGAAAGUAGGAGGACUAUAAAUAGUGGUGCUCAUAGAAGUGCAAAAAAGAACUAAGUGUAAAACACAUUUGCUUCUUUACCCAGAAAUCCCAUCUUGUUAGUUUAAGUGACGGACAGAUUUUACUCACAAAGGUUGUUUAAGGGAUUAUGUCUACAGUAAUUUUACAAUACAUUACAAACCAAAUUUUAUUCAUUCCAGUUGGAAGUGUAUCACUAACAACCAAUCAAUCAAAAAAAACAUGGAGACUCUGUGCUGUCCCCAGGUCUUCAGGUAGGCUUUUCCCACAGAUGUGGGCCAUUAUAAUGAAAAGCUGCCUCACCCUAUGUCUUUGUUCUGACUUCAGGCACUGAUUAGAGUUCACUACCUGAAGACCUGAGGGCUCCCACAGACUUAUAUGGUAAAAGCAGAUCUAAUAAAUAAGUUGGUAUGAGACAAUGAAGAGCUCUAAAAACCAAUAAAAGAACAUUAAAAUUAAUUCUAAAAGAUACUGGAAGCCAAUGCAGAGACUUGAAAAUGGGAAAAUGUGAGCUUUCUUCCUGGUCUUUGUCAGCAUUGUAGCAGCUGAGUUUUGGAGAAGCUGAAACUGAGAGAUGUUCUUUUUGGGAGGACCAGAGAAAGGAGUGUUACAGUAGUCAGGUACAGGUUAUACAAGUAUGAACAAGAGUCUCUAGCUUGAAAGGGAAACUGUCCCACUCUAGCAAUUUUUUUCAGGUAAUAUAAAGCUUUCUAUGUAACGUCUCUCUAAUGUGUGUCUCAAGAUUUUUUUGAUCAGAUUUUGGUCAAAUAUCACACCUAGAUUCCUCACUUGUUUACAUGUAUUUAAUGAGUGUUUGGAGUUUUGUGUCCAGUUCCUCUCUCUGAGUACCAGUACCAGUGACUAAAACCUGAGUUUUGUCCUGGUUGAGCUGUAAAAAAUUGUCCUCCAUCUAUGACUUAAUAUCUAAACUACAGUUAAAAAGGGUAAAAAUUGGUCACAACAAUUGGUAACACAACUUUUAUUACUUACUUGUAACUGACACAGAAAUUCAAUAGCUUUUGCAGAUAUCAGUCUUUGUUGUUGUUGUAGACGUGUUUCUUCAUUUUUUCCAUAAACUAAACAUUUAGCCGAUAAUAUAUGAAUUUUUCCAUUUUAUAAAAAAACUGGAUGAACAGAAAAACCCUCCUGCCGACAUUUGAGACCACUAAAGGGACUUCUGUUCUGGCCUACUCAGUUCUUUCCGCAGUUUUGUCAGGGUUUACAAUGAGUCCAAAAGUUCUUGCUCAGUUGUGUGGAGGUUGGAACAGCCUUGAGGGAUCUGAAAAUAGUGAUUGAUUCAUUUGCAUUUUCUUAAUUCUUGGUACCACUGUUCCUCCUUAUUCUUUGGCCAGGUUGUGAUGAACCAACAGUGUGGUACUGUGAUAUUGCUACUAGAAGCAGUGCUUUAGUGUUGAAUAUGUAGGAGACAGUGAGUAGCUUAAGCCCUACCACUAGAUUUAUGGAUUAUCAGUUUAAAAAACAGUUGACUGACCUUGUGAUUGACAGUUUUGUAACUGCAGGCUGAUUGUUUAGAACAUCACAGUGGAGAAGAAAGGGGAGAAGGUAAUAAACAUUAAUUCAUGAGUCAUUACAUUUUGAAAACUGUUAAGAGUCAAAUCAACAAACAAAUCUCUUGUGCUGUAGAUUUUACCAACCUGAGGGAUCUUUGAUGCUUUAUCAGUGUUUCUUAGUUUGUGUUGCAGGUGGGAUGCUGCAAACCAGACUUCUACACAUGCCUACGUUCCCCAGAAACAAAUGUUGUCUCCAAAGGCUGUUUUUGCUUUAGGCAGAGUGGGUGACCGCCCAGGGCGCAAUCUAUGUGAUGGCGCACAAGCUCCCUCCCCCGAAAAAAAAAAAAAAAAUAGAAAGAAACCUCACUGGUUUUCUAGACUACCACUCAUUUUCACCACACGUGAAGUGGUAGUUGGGGUGCCCCUCUUAUCAUGUCAACUUACUGCUCAGAGUCAUGUAUACAGGUUAUGUGUCACUCACUGUCAGAAGAAAAGGCAAGGGGGGAGGGGGCGGGCCAGCACUCAGGUGCUCAAGCAGUAGAAGGAGGAGGGAGGGCAGAGAGAGAGCAAGAGGAAGAGAUAGAAGGAAAAGGAGCAACUGUGGCAUUUCUGGCCACACACAACAGUGGGGUUUUUGGGGUGGGCUCCCCAAGGUUGUGAAACUAGCCAGGACUGCCUCUGGUUGUUACCAGGGCAGGCAAAGUCUGUUUUGCUUCAGAGCUCACAAUGGGCAAAAAUAAAGUGACAUUGUUGAUUCUACAUACAAAGUUUAGAUCUUGAGAAGUGUUAUUGCUCUUGAUUCUAUAUUAAUGUAAUGUUUGGGGUCUUAAUAAAGAAAUUUGAUCCUUGUCUUUCAGGCCCUUUCAAUCUGUUCUUUUGUGUAAGAGCGAAACUCAUGUAAAAUGUCAUCAACACAUCUCUUUUGGAGUUUUGCUCCAGUGCAAUUAGCCAGCUCUGACUGUUCUGCAUCAUUAUGUGUCAUUAUCUAUAAUAAGAAAUUCCACUAGCACUUUUACUGAAGGCUUUACUUUUCUAAUGUUGCAGAGUAAGUGUGUGUGUGUGUGUGUGUGUGUGUGUGUGUGUGUGUGUGUGUGUGUGUGUGUGUGUGUGUGUGUGUGUGUGUGUGUGAUAUGGUAUGAAAACAGAAUUCAUCACUCCAUGCUGCCCAGAAGUGAAGCACAGGAACAGCAGCAGCAGUACCAACCAUACAUGUUCUCAUCAUUUUGGAUCUCCUCUAGCACAAUUUAGGCUUCCAUAGCAUGGUUUUAUUUUCUCUGAAUGUUGUGUCUCCACCCAGCUGGUUCCAGUAUUAGUUCAGAGCUAGUGCCUGAUUUGGAACCGGUUCUUUGUUUUUACGCCACCAAAAAACUGGCUAAAAUGGUUCCAGGGGACCACCAACUCCUUGCUGGGUGAUAGGAAAGACCUACUUAGGUCUUUUUAACAUAUUUUUAUUUAUUUAUUAGUCUUCCCAGAAACAUAGGGUCAUGGAGCUGUACAAACACUUUAUACUUUUUUUUUAUUUAAAAUGGACUCUAUUUUAUCUCCGAAGUGAUAAUGAAAAAACUGGUUUACACAACACUGAAGUACAGCAGAGUCCUCUAUGCUGUACCUCAGUGUGGUGUAAAUGUAUCCAAACUUAAUCCUGAUCGAUCAUUGAGAGGACUAUGUAAUGUUGAUCAAUACUUGCUUUGUGGACACUGUGGAUUGGCUCGGUCACACAGCGCUCCAUCAUAUCAUUAGUCCAGCUUCAGUUUUUCAGUGGUGCUGCUUGAUUGGGUCUGAAAACUGGUGGAUGGUGAUAGACGAGAGGGUACCGAGCCAAACCGUACUGAUGUUAACUGUGUAUUUAAAUGUACUGAAGGACUCCAACAGACCUCUGAAAGGCAUGCUGGGGUUUCUGAAACCAAGUCAUUUGCUGCAGUUCCUUUAGGUUCUGUGAGUCAUGAGUUGGACACAGAUGAGAUCUAGGAAUUUAGAGAGUUCAGUUGGGUUCAAGACCACCUUCCUAGAUUACUCCAUACUCUAGUCUUAAUGUGCAUAUGCUUCAUUGCAGGGCCUUUCAGUGGGGGACAAGAAUCAAUAUGAGCAACUUUGACUAAGGCUGUGCAACCCAUAAGCAAUCAAAUGUGAUGUACUAUGUGUUCUGAUACCUUUUUAUUCGAACCAAUAUUAAGUAAUUCAGCAAGCUGAGCCCCGUUAGUUCUCUUGUUGAAUAACCACUGAGCUGUCUUGUGCUGAUUGAAGACCAGACGUGCUGCUGUGUUCUGGAUCAUUUGCAGAGGUUUAACUGUGCAAGCAGAGAGGCAUGCCAGUAAGGAGUUGCAGUAGUCAAUGUGUGAUAUUACAAAAGCCUAAACCAGGAGCUGUGUUGCAUGAUCUGUCAGGUAGGGUCUGAUCCUCUAGAUGUUAUACAUUGUCUUGGUCUUGAUUGGUUUUGUUGGAGGCUUAAAACAACACAUGAUCACUUCUGUAGAUAAAGCAAUACUUCGUCAAUUCUGUGACAGAUCCUGAACUGGAAUUAAAAUUUGGCCUUGUGUCACAGAGCUAAGUCAGACCAUAACGUUUGUUUGGUUAAACACUGUGAAUGCCGCCUUUGGCUACUUAAGGCUGACCUGUGUACUGUUAGUUAAGUCAGGUUAGCAAAGCUAUGUGGGCCUGCGGAUGUUUGGUAAUUCUUAGUCACUCUAGCCUGUAAGAUGAGAGCUUGCAGAUUAUCCUAUGUUUAAUAUGUUGUAAAAAGGAUGCUGGAGUCACUGGAUCCCUCUGUUUUUUGUUUUUUUUUGUUUUUUAAACAGCAAGUUUUCAGUCAUAUUCUUUUUAAAUUCUAAGAAUUUUUUUUUUAGUAACCUUUAUGAAAAAGCAAGAUUUGCAAUUUGCACAAAGGUCUUCCUUGAAAUUGGCUGCAAGGACAAAUUUACAUCUUGCUGUUGAUCUUUAUGUUCAUUCAGAGCUUGAAUAUUUUGGCUUUUCAGACAAAAAACACCUUUGUGCAUCUACUUUACUCUAACUAGCUGCUGCUACUGUAGCAUACAAGUGACGCACCUGCUAUGUCUGUAUUCUUUUGUAGUCUUGGAGCUCUCGUGGGACUCUCUGUAGCAGCUUUAGUUCUGCUGGCUUUCAUCAUCACUCUCUGUGUCCUCUGCUAUCUCUUCAUCACCACCAAACCCAGAGGCCUGGACAACGGGCUGCCGCUCCGAGCACCAGGUACAGAUUCAUCUCUAUCUCUUUGUACUCAGUUUGCUUCUAACACAUCAAUAAAUAGGCUGAAUUAUUUAGUGGCAACCCUCUGACACUUAUUGAUGGAUGACCAAGCAGUUUAAAUGAAAGAAACUGGUAUUUGCAGAUGAACAAGCUGGUUUUAUCUGGUCUAAAAUCCUGAUGAUGCUGUCAUUGCUCUUCACUAUCAAAAAAUAAAGUUGCCUUUUUAACCUUUGGGGUUGUUUGAAAAGCACUUUGAAGAUAUUGAAUUUCCAGCUUUGUGCGUCUAUGCUCUCUUUAAUUUAUCCAACAGUGGUACUAGGGCUGCACUAUUUUGGCUGAAAUUAAAAUCCAAUUUUUUUUCUCUGAAAACUCAAUUUUCAAUUUCGAUUUUUUUAUAGUGACAAAUUCACCAAACUUCACUUUAAAAAUAAAAAGUUUUUCUGUCAUCUCUCAAAUAGAAACCACUGAAAAUUAUGGAGUGCAUAUGUCAAGCCAGUAAAUGGCACUGUUAUGCUGCUGAGGAAAUGCACAAAAGACAGAAGAACAGUACAGAGCAGAGUCUGUGGCUGCAGGUUCAAAAUGAACUAUGCAAAAAACAAAACAACAACAUAACAAAAACAAAAAAAAACAAUCCAGAAACAGCUGCUGCCUCCCUGGGCCCAAACCCGUUUCAUAUGAAUUGAGGUGAAGUGGGAAAUCUUUCUGUGAUCUUAUUGAUCAAAAUUUGACACUCUUUCUGGAAAUCAUGGAUGUUACAUACUCUGCUCUCUAGGAAAGGACACUCAGCCUUUGAUCGAUCUUGGCAUUUAUGAGGGUAUUAAGAUGCAGUUUUGAUGGCAUGUCUAGUUCAGACAACUGUAAGUCAACAUUGAUGCUGAACAAUGUAUAUCAGCUUUGGUGCAUCAUAAGCUGUCAUCCAGGUGAUGACUUUUUCCAAGAAAGACCCUGAAUAUUUCAGCAAAUCAAAGUCAAACCUCAUUCUACAAAUACUGCAACAGCAUUGUUUCUUAGAAGAAGAGGUGAACUCGACUGUCUAUUGGCCUGACUUGUCAACCAUUGAAACAUUUGGCGCAUCAUAAAACAAAAAUAGAAAUGCAAGGGAAAAUCUGAACUGUUGAGCAGCUGAAAUCCUGUAUCAGGCAAGAUUGGAACCAAAUUUCACUUUCAGAGCUCUAGGGACUGGUUUCCUGAGUUGCAAAACAUAAAGAGAAUGGUAAACAAGCCCUUGUCUCAACUUUUUUUAAAAGCUAUUGUUGGCAUAUGCCAUUUUCUGAGUAUAUAUUUUUUCAUAAAACAAUGAAAAUUUUGAGUUUUUCCAUCUGAUACAGUGUCUUUUAGCUCAUCUCAAUGAAGUAAAGGGUAGCUUUCAAACUAUUAAAAUCUGUUUCCGUGAACAUUUUGUGCAGUGUCCCAAUGUGUGUGUUUACUGCAGUUAUAACUUAAAGAGAAACACCAGACUAAUGAAGAAAUGGAUAACACAAAGAUUCAUGAUUUCCUGGAUACUACAAAACCCAAUUCCAUUGAAGUUGGGAAAUUGUGAUAAACGUAUAUAAAAAACAGAAUACAAUGAUUUGCAAAUCCUUUUCAACCUAUAAUCAAUUGAAUACACUACAAAGACAACAUAUUUAAUGUUCAAACUCAUAAACUUAUUAUUUUUUUUAAAAUAAUCAUUAACUCAGAAUCUGAUGGCAGCAACACGUGACAAAGAAGUUGGGAAAGGUGGCAAAAAAUACUGAGAAAUUUAAGGAAUGCUCAUCAAACACCUAUUUGGAACAUCCCACAGGUGAGCAGGCUAAUUGGAAACAGGUGGGUGCCAUAAUUGGGUAUAAAAGCAGCUUCCCCAAAAAUUCUCAGUCAUUCACAAGCAAGGAUGGGGUGAGGUUCACCACUUUGUGAAAAACUGCAUGAGCAAAUAGUCAAACAGUUUAAGAAUAACGUUUCUCAAAGUACAAUUGCAAGGAAUUUAGGGAUUUCAACAUCUACGGUCCAUAAUAUCAUCAAAAGGUUCAGAGAAUCUGGGGAAAUCACUGCACGUAUAUCACCACAUGGGCUCAGGAACACUUCAGAAAACCACUGUCAGUAAAUACAGUUCGUCGCUACAUCUGUAAGUGCAAGUUAAAACUCUACUAUGCAAAGCGAAAGCCAUGUAUCAACAACAUCCAGAAACGCUGCCGGCUUCUCUGGGCUCGAGUGCAUCUAAGAUGGACAGAUGCAAAGUGGAAAAGUGUUCUGACGGUCUGACGAUUCCACAUUUCAAAUUGUUUUUGGAAAUAGUGGAUGUCAUGUCCUCGAGGACCAAAAAGGAAAAGCACCACCUGGACUGUUAUCGACGCAAAGUUCAAAAGCCAGCAUCUGUGAUGGUAUGGGGGUGCAUUAGUGCACAAGGCAUGGGUAACUUACACAUCUGUGAAGGCAACAUUAAUGCUGAAAGGUACAUACAGGUUUUGGAGCAACAUAUGCUGCCACCCAAGCAACAUCUUUUUCAUGGAUGCUCCUGCUUAUUUCAGCAAGACAAUGCCAAGCCACAUCCUGCAUGUAUUACAACAGCGUGGCUUUGUAGUAAGAGUGUGGGUACUUUACUGGCCUGCCUGCAGUCCAGGCCUGUCUCCCAUUAAAAUGUGUGGCACAUAAUGAAGCGUAAAAUAUGACAACGGAGACCCCGGACUGUAGAACAAUUUAAGCGGUACAUCAAGCAAGAAUGGAAAAGAAUUCUACCUUCAAAACUUCAACAGUUAGUCUCCUCAGUUCCCAAAUGUUUAUUGAGUGUUGUUAAAAGGAAAGGUGAUGUAACACAGUGGUAAACAUGUCCCCCUGUCCCAACUACUUUGGCAUGUGUUGCUGCCAUCAAAUUCUAAAGUUAAUUAUUAUUUCCAAAAAAACAAAGUUUAUGAGUUUGAACAUUAAAUAUCUUGUCUUUGUAGUGUUUUCAAUUGAAUAUAGGUUGAAAAGGAUUUGCAAAUCAUUGUAUUCUGUUUUUAUUUGCAUUUAUCACAGUUUCCCAACUUCAAUGGAAUUGGGUUUUGAACUUGAGAAAGCAAUAUGGCUGAUGUUAAGUUUAAUAUUGUCCUGCCUUUUGAAAUCUGCCCUCUUCAGCAGAAAGUUAUCCUGCUUCAAUUUUUAGCCUCUGGGCUCUAUUUUCGUGUACGCCGGUGAGGCGGUGGAGGAUGGCGGACCCCGUGCAGUUGUAUUAUCGUCUGGCGGAGCCCGGCGUACAGCCAGUUUGGUAUUUUCGUUGAUUGAGGUGCACCGAGAUCUGCCAAGCUGGGCGUGGUGGCGUGGCAGGGGGAGGUGUCAACAGAAUCAGCGGGCGCAGUGACAUUUUCAUGCUCGCCAUGAAGUUAACAAGAUAUGUAAUUCGUCUCCCUCAUUUUCUUUCUUCCUCUUCCUCUUAUUUCUUGCGCAGCUCGACCUGGACAUGUCUCUGUGUUCUCUCCGUCCUGCUGCAGCUGUUUUGUGAGCCAGAUUUAUUUUAUAUGCCAACAUCUAUGAAAGAAAGAGCCAGGCCAUGGAGCGCGAUGCGUCAUUAUGCACAGAUGGUUCCGAUUUUAAUGCCAUUAUUGGAGUUUAUGUUGUGAUCUGUGCGCACAACCCACCUUUGUCACGUGAGGUUUGAAUAUAUGCAACUUUAUGUGAGUGUCUUUAUUUGUGGAAAAGGGUGUUUGUCUUACUAGUGGCUCAAACCUUGCACACACCAAAUCCAUCUGUGUUUAUAUGAGAGGAGGAGUGUGGAGGACGCCCUCUGCAGUGACACUUCUUGAGGAGCUGCAUUCUGUCGCCAUCGUGUGGCAUUGCUGUCUUCAGACAUCUCUUUAUCUCUUUGACUACUUCACGAAAAUAGUAAUACACCUCGCCAUUGGCAGAUUUAAAGGUGAGGAGAGGAGCUGAUGUUAUUGGUCAGUACAGGUCUCGGCUGUGUUAAACCCACUCCACGCCCUCUCUCCUCCCUCGCUACGUCUUACGCCGCUGGGAGGAGCUGAGUUAGGGAGGGGGGAUACUUACGCAGGGCUGCGCCGCUCACCAAAAUACCAAAUUGUGCUUGGGAACGCCUUGUCGGCGCGGCGGACCUGACUUACACUGCGCCUGCGGCACGUCUCCAGCAAGGCACGAAAAUAGAGCCCUCUGUGGUAAAUGAUCAGUUUUCGUUAUUAACCUCCAGUGAAAAUGUACUUGUUUAUUUGACUUUAACCGUUCUCUGCAUUACAUCCUUUUCAUUAUAUAAGAUCAGUGAAAAUGAUUGCAAGGUAAAUAGCUGCAGACCUGCAAGAUACAGCUUGAUUUGAUGUUUUCUGAUGGAAGAUAGCUGGUCAUAUUGGAAAAAAAAGAAAUAUAAGGGCACAUUGAAACCAACAUUAGGCUUGCAGGCUAGCAGUCACACAAGCUGGCAGGCUGAAGAAGAAACCUGAGCAAAAUGAGAAGACUGUUAUUACAAUCAAGGAAUAAUUAAAGCCAAUGAGCUGAUCACUCCAGUGAGGAGGCCUAAUGCAUGUGUCUAAAGGGGUGUUCAGACCAAACGCGACUUCGGCGACGUCGGCGACGGCUCCCAAUGCAAAGUCUAUGGACAGCCACGACCUGACGCGACCUGGCGACCGGUCGCCACGUCGCGUCGCCGAGGUCGCAGGACGCCAAGUCGCGACUAUCCGUGACUCCGUGCCGCGACAGCCAAUCAGAGCUCUGCUGACGUCAACAAACCGGCGAAACAAGGAGGAGGAGAAGAAGAAUCACAAUGGAGGAGCAGUUUAUCACUGCCGUGAGUUAUCACCCGGUCCUGUACGACGUGGGGUGCGCGUUUUACCGGGACCGCACCUCCAAGGAGGAGGCAAGGGCGAAGGUGGCCCAUGAUUUCGGGCUUUCUGGUCGUUUGUUUAUUUGUUUCAGUGAGCAGACUAUUUUCUGAAAACAUAGCAAACUUCCCCUGCUUGCUAGGCUACAUGCUUCAAUGUGUGUGUGUGUGUGUGUGUGUGUGCCGCGAGCGCUGGAAGGGGCUGCGGGAUGUAUAUAUGAGGGAGAAAAGGAGGGAGAAGGAAGGUGGGAGAAGAGGGUCAGCGGCGACCAGCCACGUCCUGCGACCGCAGCUUUGGACCCGUUGUGAACACACCAAGGUGCCACACGACGUGACCGACCGACGCGACGCGACCUGAUCGCGUUUGGUCUGAACACCCCUUUUGGCUGUUGCUUUUGAACAGUCACGGGCACUGAGGGGGUGAGGAGAAAAUGCUGCUGCACUGAUAAAUUGAUUGACAGCAGGGAGGCAGUUUGGACAGGUGCUCAUAAACAGCAGGGAUCCAAGAGCUGAGAGAGUGAAAGGAAGGGUAACGCCUACACUGAAGAAGCACAUAUUACAUGAGCUGUUGUUGUUGUUGUUGUUUUUUUUCUGCUGUCCCCUGUCUCUUUCUCACCCUCGUUCUCUACUCUCUCUCCCUCCCCCUCCCUCUCUCUUACUCAUUCUCUCUCUCCAUCCCCUUAUCUUGUUCUCUCUCUCUCUCCCCCUGCCCUCUCCCCUCUUCUCUCUCUCUCUCUCCUCUCUCUCCCUCCAUCUCUCUACAUUCCUCCCCAACCCAGCAGCGGCUUGGUGGCUGUCUAACAUGAAGGUGGUCCUGCCCAAGGUUUCUGCCUGUUAAAAGGAAGUUUUUCCUUGCCACUGCUACUCAUGUUAGAUGAGAUGGGCCAAAACCCAUCUUCGGUUGGUUCUUGAUCAUCAAACAAUGAGCGUGGUCAAGACCUGCUCUUGUUCUUUGAAAAGCGUCUUGAGAUGAUGACUGUUGUGAAUUGGUGCUAUAUAAAAUUUGAUUGAUUGAUUGAUUGAUUGAUUGAUUGAUUGAUAUAUAGAAGAACAGUCAGUAGCCAGGGGAAGGCACAGAAAAAUGAGUGAAGCCUAGCAAAAUACUGAUUAAUCUAGGGGGCAAUUAAUUAUCGUUAUUGGCAUUUUUAAAUAAUUAGCAUUCGCUGAUGCCUGCACUCACAACGUUGAUCUGAAAUAAAGCAAGGUCAGUAGACAGUGUAGGCAGCCUCAUCAGCAUCAUCUCCAGUCACUUCAUAAAUUGAUUAUGCUGAAUGAGCAGGCUGUGUGAUUGGAGUGGAUAAAGCCAUUCAUUUUUGAUGUGUUUGUUCAAUUGGCUUAAAUCUUGGUCUGUCAGCAAACUGAACUGUUCCGUCCACUAUAAAAACAGACUUCCUCUAAUAGUCCGGUACAUUUAGAGUGGUGUCAAACCUGAUUUGAACUCUGGUCUACCUGAAAAGAGGGGUCUUGGUUUGCGUCCAAUUGAACUCUGGUGUGGUUUGUUUGAUGUUUGAAAGCAAAGUGGACCUACUUACAACCCAAAGGCAUGUACAGGUGUAAAGGUUGGUACAUUGGUAGGAAUAAAAAACAAAACACAUUGCAGAUCUACAAUCCACAGUUCAUAGAAGUAAAACAUUCAACUCUAUAUGGAAUGUAAUUAACUCUGUCUGCAUGUGAUUCAAGACUUUGGAUUCUCUGUCAGUACCUUGUUGGGCUUUUGUGUGCCCAUGGCAACAUGUUCUGGUCUCUCACUCUCAACAGAACUCGCCUUUUUGGAUACUGAUUUAUUUGUCUCGUCUUAGGAAGAACAUGCUGGACAGCUUGCUGCCUAACCUGCUGCUCAUUCUCAGUGUCAUUCUCAGUGUCUGAUCAAACACUUUUAUUACAUGGGCACAAAAGGAAAAGCAGAAACCUCCAGACUGUAUAUAUUUGGUGUUGUCCUUUUGUUUAUUCAGUAAGUAAAUCUAUAAAAGGGGAUGUAUUUCCAUUUCUGGCCAACAGAUGAGCUUUUACAUAUCACAUACAUUUUACAUAUAAAAGGGUUAGAUUUUUUUAUUUGAAGAUACCACAUGAAGGUAUACAAGAUCAACAAAGAGAUACACAUCUGCUCUGCUCACUGGACUUACCAAAGAGACACAACAAUAAAGUCCCUUAUAGGACCUUUAAUGUGAUCCACUGUGAACCAGCCUCUCUCAGUAGUUUACUUACUGCCUUUUUUUAGCCCUAUUUUCCAUUAUUUAGCAAGAGUUCAGAGCUGGAGAGGAGCUGAGUUACCAAAGACUGACUGUGUUCAUUACUAGGUUAAUGAUUUGAUAGACCACAAAGUUUCUAAUCAAAUAAGUCUUUUCAGGUGGUGAAUCAAAAAGAGUUGUUUACCUGUCUGAUUAUAGAAGCACUUCACAGACUUGUGGUGGUUGUAUGACAGGAACAGGUAGCUUAAAAGGAAAGUACUUGUCAUCACAAGGACAUGUGAGGGCAAACAAGCAGAAAUCCUAUCCUGUCACAAAUGUAGUUUAAAAGAAACACAAAGGCAGCGAACAAGAUGUAUGUCGGGCACAGACACAAUAGCUGCUAAUUACUGCAAACACAAAAUAAAGCAACAGCACAGUGUUCUGCUCCUGUUGCUUGGUAUAUCUCUGUGUAGCCUUGACUAUCUUCUCUGCUCCUCUAUUCACACAGGAAGCCUCUUGUGAGGUGUGAUAGCAUUGUUUUGCAAGGCACACAGAACUAAGGCACAGAUCAGAGAACUAUAAAGCAGAAGGCAAAUGAUGUCAAUGGCUCAAACUAGUAGAAACUACUUCAUAUCAGGAACUGGUUUUCAAUGCCCGCCCAUACACACCUGCCUCAUUUGAUUAUUGAAAUGCCUUUUGGUUGAUUUUUGAUCAUUCGCCUCCCAUCGUGUGUAUUUGAGUGUCUGAACACAAUUUUAUGUAAGUGAGGGUUUUCUUUAUGCUUUUUCAGUCUGUUUUCAGCAAACAUGGUGGAGGUUGACUACACUGCAAGGAUUGGUUGUUUUUGCCACUUCAGCCAGGCACACACCAUACGAUUUUUAGGGUCUUAACCAUUUUCAAAAACACCAGUGCCUGUGCAGGACUCUCAAUUAGAAUUGGCUCUAAUGGGGGUUUCUUUGGCUUCUGAAGCUAGCCACAAGGGGACACUUGAGGACUGAGCAGCAGUUUUGUGCACCUCUUCUGCAAUUGAAGUUUCCACUUAACUAUAAGAAAGAAGCUCAAGUGGAAUUUCUCUGGUUAGAGCCAGCCUCAGGUGGCAGCUUGUUGAAGUGCAGUUUAUGACCCCUGCUACUCUGAGAGACACAGCACUUUGGGUUAUCAAUAUUAGUUAUUACUCCCUGCACUUAUCAUGGUAUUUGAGUAGCAGACCAAGGGCAUCAGAGUGUUGAAUCAUGGUAGAGACAGAGGGCUCUAUUUUUGUGUCUCGCUGGCAAUGCGGCGCAUGCGCGGCGUAAGAGAGGUCCGCCGCGCCGACAAGGUGUUCCCAAGCACAAUUUGGUAUUUUGGUGAGCGGCGCAGCCCUGCGCAAGUAUCCCCCCUCCCUAACUCAGCUCCUCCCAGCGGCGUAAGUCAUGGCGAGGGAGGAGAGAGGGCGUGGAGUGGGUUUAACACAGCCGAGACCUGUAUUGACCAAUAACAUAAGCUCCUCUCCUCGCCUUUAAAUCCGCCACCGGCGAGGCGUAUUAUUAUUUUCGUGAAGUAGUCAAAGAGAUCAGGAGAUCUCUGAAGACAGUAAUGCCACACGAUGGCGACAGAAUGCAGCUCCUCAACAAGUGUCACUGUAAGUGCUGCAGAGGGCGUCCUUCACACUGUCUCAUAUAAGCACAGAUGGAUUUGGUGUGUGUAAUGUUGGACCCACUGGUAAGACAAACACCCUUUUCCACAAAUAAAGACAAUCACAUAAAGUUGCAUAUAUUCAAACCUCAUGUGACAAAGGUGGGUUGUGCGCACAGAUCACAACAUAAACUCCAAAAAUGGCAUUAAAAUCUGAACCAUCUGUGCGUAAAUGACCCAUCACGCUCCGUGGCCUGGCUCUUUCUUUCAUAGAUGUUGGCAUAUAAAAUAAAUCUGGCCCACAAAACUGAAUAUUAUAAUAUUCGUAUAUAGGCUUAAAGUAAAUAACUCAUCUUAUCACUGAAAUAAAUCAUCUGUUCAGCCGCUGCCACAGGACGGGGGAGAGGACACAGAGACAUGUCCAGGUCAAGCAGUGCGAGAAAUAAGAGCAAGCGGAAGAAAGAAAAUGAGGGAGACGAAUUAAAUAUCUUGUUAACUUCAUCAUGCGUGUUUAUUUACUAGAUAUUUAAUUUAAUUUAAUGCGGUUUCAGCUGUGUUGAUUUGGUCAGGUUGAGUGUCCAAACGCGUGCCAAACGCGCUCAUCAGAUCAGAUAUAGAUCAGAAUAUAUCUUUAUAGAUCUAAAUGUAUGUGCUGACUCAGAUAAUUAGUUGUUGAUUAUUUAUUGCACUGAAAUGUGCCUGACACUGUGGAAACCUGCCUGUGAGGCAUCGGUGACGUAUGCCAUUACGCCGCCGGUCUACCAAAAUACCACUAGACCAGCUGCGCUCUGCCUGCGCUGAAAGCUGACCAGGUUUGAAUCAGGAAGUUUUUAGUGCACUUUAUACGCCGGUGGCGAGCAUGAAAAUGUCCCUGCGCCAGCUGAUUCUGUCGACACCUCCCUCUGCCACGCCACCACACCCAGCUUGGCGGACCUCGGUGUGCCUCAGUCCACGAAAAUACCAAACUGGCUGUACGCCGGGCUCCGACAGACAAAAAUUUCACCCUCUGCCGCCUCACCGGUGGACACGAAAAUAGAGCCCAGAGUGUGACAAACAAAGAGACAUGUUGGAGACAUAUUUGAUUGUCACCUCCAGUUAAACAUGAAAUAAUACCCCUAGAUCCCAUCUGGUACGUCCCCCCAGCUUCACUGUGAUUGUAACCAAAGGAAACCUAAUCAAAAAUUGAAAUGCUCAAAUUCCUCACAAAAUAAAUACAGAUAUUGAGAUCAAAUCCCUUUUUUACUUUCCUACACCCAGCCCAAAUACAAAGACUCUGUCUUUACAUCCUGGAAUAACAUGAGGGAAAAGUUUCACAAGACCCAGACGAAACUAUUUAAUAAGUCCUUUUUAAAUGAUCUAUUGUUACAAACAUGACCAAGAAAAAAAGUAUUAUUGAAUUUAUAUGCUUUUAAAAUGUCUUUCCCAGGGAUUCCUUUUGAAUGUACUGUUUUGUUGCUUCAAGCGAUUUUUCCGAAGAGUCUUUGAGAACAAGACCAGGAAGGUCUGCCUGUGCCAUUAUUUAUGUUCUGCUGCCUUCAAAAAGUUAAGUUUCCUCAAGAUAACUUGGAAAAAAAAAAUUGAACUAAAAGGCCCACUUGAAUCAUCAUUCUGGUGUCCCUCUACUGCAUUACAGGGUUGAAUUUAACAUUCACAAUGUUUCAAAGGAGAAAAUAUCAAGAUAUCAAGAGGAAAUAUCAAGAUAUGUAUUGUGUAUCUCAAAAAAUAUGAAAAAAAUAUUGCAGUGUUUGUAAUUUAGUUGUAAUUGACUGACUUGAGAUGAGAUUAUUGAGCACAUCACAAAGAAUCAAACGGUUUCUUGUUCAGUCCUACACAGACAUGUGUCGAUAGUGUCCAGUCUGGGUGUUGUGUCAGCCUCCCUAUAUACUCUACAUGUUGUUGAAGUGACAUUUUUCUUUUCUAGGUUCUAAUUCAAGUCCACAGGGACCAGGGCCGAGUCUUAUCAGUGCCCCUGCUGAACCUCAACGUCCAAGAAGACACUUUUUUAGGGCAAAGCUGGACUGUGACAACCAGCCCCCGGAGCCUGACCGCCUUUUCCAGCGCUGUUUCAUGGCUACUGUGACGUCUAUCAACGUUGAAGGUCCUGCAUAGGCUGUGAAGUUAUCAGACUUUUGAACUGCUUUUAUACUGCAACAUGCUUAUCACCAUUUCAAUCGUGAAAUUUCUGAUGUAUUAAUGAAAUAGUCUUUCUGAACAACAACAACAAGAACCUUGUUUCAUUUAACGUUUUGAUGUAUUCAGUUAGAGUUUGGGAAUUAUACAAGAAAUGAUUUGUUUACCUAAUGUGCAUUGCACCAAAAUGAAACAAAACAGGAGUGCUUUUGUACCUGAUGAUUGACAGAAAAUACAUUUUCAUUACUUUUACUCAUUGUUUUUGCCUGCUUUUGUAAAACAAGAGUGCUAAAGCAGUUUCAGGAAAAAGCAACUCUAAAAAAAAUACUUUUGGCCUUGAAUAAAAUAUUUCCAUGUCAAAAAAAAAAGAAGUCUUCAGAUGAUGAUGUGAUAUUAGAAAACGAAUGCAGAUCAAUUGUGUGUUUACUUCUAUCACUCAUGCAUGUAGUGUUCCUUGCCACAGAAAUAUAUGCAGACAUUAUCACAUGUUUCAUAAAUGAGCUCCACUGAGAAAUAAAUAAAUAAAUAACAGUCUCUGAGUUAUGAUGAUCAGUCAACACCACUCACUCUGAGAUGUUUUUGUUGAAACUGGGAGACAUAGCUGACUGUGGAUUGAGCAGUCUGACUGUGUCUGCAUCUUUAGGAGUCAUUGACUUGACACAUAUGCUGUUAAUUGAGACUGGGUAAUGAUAGAGGUAAAAAAUAAAAAAAACUCAGGGCGAUCAUGCUACUUCAAGAUGAAGAAAACUUCUUGCGGCAGCAGGUCGCCCUCCUGGAGUCACGAGCAGACCCAACCCCAUCCAUACCCACAGCAGAUGAAUUGGAAUUAUCAGGUUUGUUAUUUACAUUAUCAUGGUGGUAGUCUGGCCUGUGUCUUUUGUAUAUAAACUUCAUAUUGACAGUGCGUAGCUUCACGUCACUGUUGGUUUCUGAUUAAAAAUGAAAAAAUUUUUUUUUUUGGCAGCUAAAACAGAUUCCUCUUCAUAUACUACUUCCCCGGAAAAGAAAAGAAAGAAGAAUAGACACAAGAAGUAGGAGAAAGAGUCUAAAAAAUGUUAAUGUUGUUAAUUAAUUAUUGUACUAAACAUUCUAACUUAAAUUUUUGAUAUAAGCCAAAACAUUGUGGUGAGAAUGUUUUUUUCCCUGUUACCGCAUGUGGCCCCCGGGCCUUAGUUUGCCCAACUCUAGUCAAGGGUAUAUAUAUGCAGAGCAGACUAUUUCUCCCAUUAAUUAUUUAUCUAUUGUAUUUUUCUAUUACAAGUAUCUGCAUUUUUUUUAUUAUAUUAUAUAGCCUAUUUCCUUCCCUCUAUUUCUUUUCUAUGUGUAUGUAUAUAACGCUGGAUGACUGUAGUUUUCCCAUUGUGGGAUGAAUAAAGUAUAUAAAACUAAUUUCAAUACUU
Molecule: messenger RNA, 21003 nt
Organism: Xyrichtys novacula (pearly razorfish)
Lineage: Eukaryota; Metazoa; Chordata; Actinopteri; Labriformes; Labridae
Source: the annotation of a GenBank genome assembly